AUGGCAUCAAGAGCAACAUCCGUUCUCCUCCUCUCUUUUACGCUAUCUUGUGCACUCAUGUUGCUUGUAGCGAAUGUGUCAAAUGCAGAGAGUCCUCUCAAUUUGCCACCAUUAUGCGGAUCGAAAAGUGAUUGCGAAUUCAUAUGGUGUCCUCAUGGAAAAGGAGGAAAAGGAGAAUGUAUAGGGUGGCCGUGUGACACAACGGAAUAUUGUAUGAAGGUUGUUCGUUGCGAUGCAACACCAGGGCCUUAUUGUAUGGAAGGAAUAUGCACUUGUUAA
Eutrema salsugineum is the source of this 279-nucleotide messenger RNA. Its product is annotated as defensin-like protein 292. The record is from RefSeq and is a predicted model, not a curated record. The coding region runs from base 1 to 279 and encodes 92 amino acids. NCBI's taxonomy places the organism in Eukaryota, Viridiplantae, Streptophyta, Magnoliopsida, Brassicales, Brassicaceae. The transcript has 2 exons.